Messenger RNA from Miniopterus natalensis, 974 nucleotides. The record is from RefSeq and is a predicted model, not a curated record. Lineage: Eukaryota; Metazoa; Chordata; Mammalia; Chiroptera; Miniopteridae.
AUGCGGGAUGCGGGAUGCGGGAUGCAGGAUUUGGGAUGCGGGAUGCAGGAUGCAGGAUUCGGGAUUCGGGAUGCAGGAUUCGGAAUUCGGGAUGCGGGAUGCGGGAUCGAGCGGGCGAUGAAGCCGGAGGGCGAGCGGCCGCGCAAAGUGCGGUUCCGGGUGGCGUCGUCGCACAGCGGCGGCCCCGCGGGGUCCGGAGGCGACGAGCAGGGGCGCGACCAGGAGAACUUGCUGGUGUUAGCGAGGGCCGCCAGCGAGAAGGGCUUUGGCACAAGGAGGGUCAACAUCUUAAGCAAAAAUGGCACAGUCAGAGGCGUCAAGUACAAAGUGAGCGCCGGCCAGGCUCUGUUCAACAACCUGACCCAGGUGUUGCAGCAACCGUCAGCCGAGCUAGAAUUUGACCGUGUGGUGAUUUACACCACUUGCCUUCGUGUGGUGCGGACAACCUUUGAAAGAUGUGAACUGGUUAGAAAGAUCUUCCAAAACCAUCGAGUGAAAUUUGAAGAGAAAAACAUAGCUCUGAAUGGUGACUAUGGAAAAGAGUUAGAUGAACGAUGCCGACGGGUUUCCGAAGCUCCUUCCCUCCCUGUCGUGUUUAUCGAUGGCCAUUAUCUUGGGGGUGCUGAGAAAAUUUUGUCAAUGAAUGAAUCAGGAGAACUGCAAGACCUCUUAACCAAAAUUGAGAGAGUGCAGCAUCCACACGAGUGCCCUUCCUGCGGAGGCUUCGGCUUCCAUCCGUGCUCCGUGUGCCAUGGGAGCAAGAUGUCAGUGUUUCGAAACUGCUUCACAGACUCUUUCAAAGCCCUGAAGUGCACGGCUUGCAACGAGAACGGUCUUCAGCGCUGUAAGAGCUGUGCUGGUUAGGCCGAGCUUCCGCCAGGGAAAGCCUCAUUAGCUGAGGCAAUGAUUUGCUUUAUACUUUUUUAAAAAAUGGUCACGUUUAUGGAUUAAUCAAUAAACUUUGUUUAUUAUAA